Messenger RNA from Budorcas taxicolor (takin), 732 nucleotides. RefSeq names its product T cell immunoreceptor with Ig and ITIM domains (gene TIGIT). Lineage: Eukaryota; Metazoa; Chordata; Mammalia; Artiodactyla; Bovidae. The transcript has 4 exons. Gene Ontology annotation, biological process: positive regulation of interleukin-10 production; negative regulation of T cell activation; negative regulation of interleukin-12 production. Gene Ontology annotation, cellular component: cell surface. The coding region runs from base 1 to 732 and encodes 243 amino acids. The record is from RefSeq and is a predicted model, not a curated record. Gene Ontology annotation, molecular function: signaling receptor binding.
AUGCAGUGGCGUCUCCUCCUGAUCUGGGCCCAGGUGCUGAAGCAGGCGCUCCUCCCCGCAUCAGGAGCUGUGACAGGCAGAAUAGUAACAAUGGGGAACAUUUCUGCAGAGGAAGGUGGUUCUGUCACCUUACAAUGUCACCUCUCCUCCACCACUGCCAAAGUGACCCAAGUCAACUGGAAUCUGCAAGACCAAGUUGUGGCCGUCCAUCAUGCCAGCUUGGGGUGGCACAUCGAGCCUGCCUUCAGGGAGCGAGUGGUGCCAGGCUCCAAUCUGGGCCUCACCCUCCGGUCGCUGACCAGUAACGACACAGGACGGUACACCUGCAUCUAUCACACCUACCCCGACGGCAUUUACAAAGGGGCGCUCUUUCUGCAAGUCCUGCGACACUCAGUGGCUGAGUACAGCGCUGGGUUCCAGAUCCCAUUGCUUGGAGCCGCGGCCGCAGUGCUGGCGGUCAUCUGCAUAGCAGUCAUCGCAGGGGCCACGCUGGCCAGAAAGAAAUCUCUCAGAAUCCGUUCUGCGGAAGGUGACCUUGGGAGGGGGCCGUCUGAACCGGAGGCGUGCAGACCCAGGGUCGUGUCCUCCCCCGGCAGCUGUGUGCAGGCGGAUGCCGGGCUGUGCAGUGACCAGGGCAGAGAGGACCAAGCUGAGGCCGAGCCGCACGAGUACUUCAACGUCCUGAGCUACAGAAGCCUGGCCAGCUUCAGCUUCCCCACUGAGACCGGUUAG